Capsella rubella is the source of this 1132-nucleotide messenger RNA. RefSeq names its product soluble inorganic pyrophosphatase 4. Lineage: Eukaryota; Viridiplantae; Streptophyta; Magnoliopsida; Brassicales; Brassicaceae. Gene Ontology annotation, biological process: phosphate-containing compound metabolic process. Gene Ontology annotation, cellular component: cytoplasm. The transcript is spliced from 9 exons. Gene Ontology annotation, molecular function: magnesium ion binding; inorganic diphosphate phosphatase activity. The record is from RefSeq and is a predicted model, not a curated record. Bases 202 to 852 code for a protein of 216 amino acids.
GCGGGAACGCGUCUAGUCUACAGCUUUCUUCUCCUUUAGCUUUCCUCUCUAAUCUCCUCUAUACUCUUGCUUCUCUCUCUCUUCUCUCUCUCUUUUUACAUCGGUGGGUGCUUCUCUCGUGUUCACUCUUCUUGAGAUCUGUGCUUGCGUUUCUUCUCCAUUCGACACUUUUGUUCGGGAGAUUUGCCGAUUUGCUCAGAAAUGGCGCCACCGAUUGAGAUUGCUGCCAAAAGCUAUGUUGAGAAACAUGUUGCACUUCCUACCCUUAACGAGAGGAUUCUUUCUUCCAUGAGCCACAGAUCAGUUGCUGCACACCCAUGGCAUGAUCUUGAGAUAGGACCUGAAGCCCCAAUCAUCUUCAAUUGUGUGGUUGAGAUAGGAAAAGGGAGCAAGGUGAAGUAUGAACUCGACAAAACUACGGGUCUCAUUAAGGUCGAUCGUAUUCUCUACUCAUCUGUCGUUUACCCGCACAACUAUGGUUUCAUUCCGCGUACUCUUUGUGAGGACAGCGACCCUAUUGAUGUUCUUGUCAUUAUGCAGGAACCAGUGAUCCCAGGUUGCUUUCUUCGGGCCAAAGCUAUUGGUCUGAUGCCAAUGAUUGAUCAGGGUGAGAAAGACGACAAGAUCAUUGCUGUCUGUGCUGACGAUCCAGAGUAUCGCCAUUACAACGACAUCAGUGAGCUUCCGCCUCAUCGUAUGGCUGAGAUCCGUCGUUUCUUUGAAGACUAUAAGAAAAACGAGAACAAGGAAGUAGCCGUUAACGACUUCCUUCCCGCAACAGCAGCCUACGACGCAGUUCAGCAUUCCAUGGAUCUCUAUGCGGACUAUGUCGUGGAGAACCUGAGACGUUGAUUUACCAACCCAACCAAAUGAAAUGAGCGAGCUUACAACUGCAUCACAUUUGUUUUCUUGACGGGUGUGAAUGUGUAAACACAACUAUAAAAUAUACAUUAAAAAAAAAUGUCAGGGUUCUCAAAGGAUAUAUUUGUGUAUGUCCUCUGAUGAAUCCGGUAGAUGAUGCCGAUAAUUCAAAGACCAAAAAUGGGAUUUUACCCAUUUGUGUUCUAUCACCUUUUUUUUUUUUUUUAAUUUUUGGAGUCAUUUUUCUAUAUCUUGAUUAAAUUUCUUUUGA